Messenger RNA from Aethina tumida (small hive beetle), 1382 nucleotides. RefSeq names its product splicing factor 45 (gene Spf45). The record is from RefSeq and is a predicted model, not a curated record. The transcript has 3 exons. NCBI's taxonomy places the organism in Eukaryota, Metazoa, Arthropoda, Insecta, Coleoptera, Nitidulidae. Gene Ontology annotation, molecular function: RNA binding. Bases 120 to 1319 code for a protein of 399 amino acids. Gene Ontology annotation, cellular component: precatalytic spliceosome. Gene Ontology annotation, biological process: alternative mRNA splicing, via spliceosome; mRNA cis splicing, via spliceosome.
UCAAAACAUCAAAACAAUUGAAUAUUUUAAGCUGUUACAUGAUGUAUUGAUUACUUCAGACCACACAAAAGGUGUUUUCCAGUUGAAUCAUCUUUAAAUUAUAUCGAAAACCUUCGAAAAUGUCAUUGUACGACGAUUUAGAUCUAAAAACUAGAACCACAGAAAACGUCCAGGGAUGGUCGUCGGGCAUAAAGCUGCUGCAGUCGCAAAUGCAGCUAAAAAAGGCGACAGUAACACAGCCAAAGCGAGAAGCAACACGAAAGGCAAGUUUGGCGCCGGUUAUCGACUUGAAAACAAAACGCGAGGAGGACGAGCCAUUAACAUUCACUAAAACCAAAACGGAGCCGAACUGGCCUAUAUUAAGUAAUCCAAGUACGUACGGAAGUGAUCUGGACUGGAAUGUUGUGGAUGAGUAUGAUCCUCUUUGGCCAAAUGAAUAUGAAAAAGAGGUGAAAGAUAUGAGAGACAGGCGAGAGAGGGAUCGAGAUCGUGAACGGGAGAGGGACAGGGAAAGGGACAGACCUAGAGAUGUUGAAAAAGAGGAGAAGAGGAAGGAACGGCGGCGGAAAUCUAGAUUUAAUGAUCCUGAGGAUAGUCCUCCUCCUGUUGCGGCCCCACAAAUGAGUCAACCACCCAUUGGAAGUGGAUUUGCAGGUCGUUGGGCUGAAGAGGAUGAAAUGGAGCCAAUACAAAAACAGUCUAGACCAACUGGUGGAGUGGCAAUAGCCCCACCCCCCAGUUUGCAAGAGGCGAUCGAAUCCGCCCCAGUAUUCCCCAACAAACCCCAACCAGUCGUUAAUUACGGUGCAAGUUCCAUAGCAGCUAAAAUAAUGGCCAAGUAUGGAUUUAAAGAGGGUCAAGGCUUGGGUAAGCAGGAGCAGGGGAUGGCCAGUGCUUUGCAGGUGGAGAAGACUUCGAAGAGGGGCGGUAGAAUUAUACACGAAAAGGAAAUUAUGCCGCCUCCAACGACUGUGGAAGUGGAGCAGCCACAACCACAGACUAUUACAGAAAUAAUGAAAAAUCCCAGUAAAGUGGUUCUUUUAAAAAAUAUGGUGGGUCCAGGGGAGGUGGAUGAUGAUCUAGAACCAGAAGUUAAAGAUGAAUGCAACACGAAAUAUGGACCAGUGGCGAGUGUUAUUAUUCACGAAAUUCCCACAGAAGAUUCAGAAGAAGCAGUUCGAAUAUUUGUCGAGUUUUUGCGCAUUGAAAGUGCGAUAAAGGCGGUGGUUGACUUGAACGGUAGAUUUUUCGGGGGCAGGCAGGUGAAAGCAACAUUUUAUGACACCGAAAAAUUUGAUAAUUUGCAAUUAAUGGAUUAAAUAUUCAAAUGGAUUCAACUAUUUAUGUAAUUAAUAUGUUUAAUAAACGUAUUUCGUAAUUAU